AUGGGUGAGACCGGCGGAGGUGUGUGGUUGUCUGAGUCAUUUCAGGAGCCUCAUGUGGGUGGUGAUAGGCUCGGUGGUGUUUGGAAACCCGAGGAUUCCUCUCUCCUUCGUUAUGACGUCGGCAUUAUGACCAAUGGGUGUAUGCUUGAAGUGCAAAAUCGUGUGCUUGGGUUGGUUGUUGGUGUCGGGUUUCACAAUGUGAGCACGGCAACGGCAACGGCGACGGCAGCUUCAGUUUGGGCAUGGAUUGAUGGUGGCAAAGCUUGGUUAGAAAAGGUCUCCCUUCGUCGCCCCGCCAUUCUCAUGCAAAUCGCUGUCUUGCCAAUCGGAAAGUUCAUGGCCAAAACUCUGCCAAACAAGGACUUCAAUUUGUUGGGCUUUAAGUUCAACUUGAACCCCGGUCCCUUCAACAUGAAGGAGCAUGUCGUCAUCACCAUCUUCGCCAAUUGUGGGGUCUCCUCUGGCGGAGGACUCUUCUGGCUCUUCAUCUGAGAGAGAAAAAGAGAGCACAGGAAGUGAAGGUUAUCAUCUAGCUGUGCUCUUCUACUUCUACGCUACCGUAACUGCUUGACGAAGUCAGUACAACUCUUCCUUUCCGCUCCUCACAUCUCUUGAUCUGAAUUGGUUUACCUCGGUCUCAGACUGAUUGGGUCUUUUGUAGACACUGGAUUGUGGGAUCUUGAAGUGAUUCAAGUUGGUUGCAGUAUCUAUUUGUGCCUGCAAAUUGGUA
This is a messenger RNA of Fragaria vesca subsp. vesca, 730 nucleotides long. RefSeq lists its product as uncharacterized. Lineage: Eukaryota; Viridiplantae; Streptophyta; Magnoliopsida; Rosales; Rosaceae. The coding region runs from base 1 to 492 and encodes 163 amino acids. The record is from RefSeq and is a predicted model, not a curated record. The transcript is spliced from 3 exons.